AUGGCGACGACCACCGCAAAACCGCUGCGAGCGCCUGAGGAAAUCGAGGACAUAAUCCUAAGCAAAAUCUUCCUUGUAACUCAAAUAGAUUCAAUGGGGAACGAUACACGAGCUGUUUACUUGGAGAUGACGGCAGCUGAGAUUUUAAGCGAAGGCGGUGAACUGAGAUUUUCUAGGGAUGUGAUGGAACGAGUUCUUGUUGAUCGUCGCGCAUAUGAAGGGAAGAAAAUCACUAAUAUGAAAGAUAAAUCAGUUAGGGCUCAGAUGGAGUUAGUUGUAAAUCAAGCGAAAUAUUGUAGAAUUCACUUAGUUUCUAGUUCAAUUGAUACUUUUGGUGGUGGUAGUAGUGGUGGUGCCUCUUCUCCUCCUGGUUUUUUGGAUGAGUUGUUUAGGGAUUCCGAUUACGAUUCCAUGGAAACGAUCUUGAAGCAAUUGUAUGAGGAUUUAAGAGGGACUGUACUCAAAUGUUCUGCUCUUGGAAACUUUCAGCAGCCAUUGAGGGCUUUGAUGUACUUGAUAAGUUUUCCAGUUGGUGCUAAAGCUUUGGUGAAUCAUCAAUGUGCUCUUCCUGAUCAAAGUUUUUACAAGAGUCAGCCUGAUGUUGGCGAGCAGUGUUUUAUGGACUCAUCAACAAGACGCCCUGCUGACCUUUUAUCUUCAUUUGCAACAAUCAAAUCUGUCAUGAACAAUUUAUACGAUGGAUUGGCAGAAAUUCUUAGGGCUCAUAUCCAGGUUGAUCCUAUGUCUUCUGCAAGUUCAGGCAUGUUUGUGAACCUUAGUGCUGUUAUGCUUCGAUUGUGUGAACCUUUCUUGGAUGCAAAUUCAACAAAGAAAGACAAAAUUGACCCUAAAUAUGUGUUUUAUGGUUCUCGUUUGGAUUUCAAAGAACUAACUGCUCUUCAUGCAUCUUUGGAGGAAGUUACUGAAUGGUUAAACAAAAACAAGCCAAGCCAAACAAUGAAGAAAACAGACUUCAAGGAUCUUGUCCAGGAUAUUCAAAGACGUGAAGAUAGUUUAGCAACCUUGAAAACCAUGCAAGAGCAAACUCCUUCACCUCGAAUACUGAGGGAUGGAGGACUACUUCAACUGGCAUUAUCUUUCUAUCAGUUAAUGGUGGUUUGGUUAGUAAGUCGAAUUGGUGGUUUCAAAAUGCCUUUACCACGAUCUUUGCCCAUGGAAUUCGCAUGUAUGCCUGAACACUUUGUGGAAGAUGUUAUGGAGUUGCUUAUUUUUGCUUCUAGAAUCCCACAUGCUUUAGAUGGUGUCAAAUUGGAUGAUUUUAUGAACUUUAUUAUCAUGUUCAUGGCAAGUCCAGAGUACAUUAGGAAUCCUUAUCUAAGAGCCAAAAUGGUUGAAGUCUUGAAUUGUUGGAUGCCUCGUAGGAGUGGCUCAUCGUCUGCUACUAGUACACUUUUUGAGUGGCACCUACUCUCUGUUCAGUAUCUUGUGAAGAAUCUUUUGAAACUCUAUGUUGAUGUCGAGUUCACAGGAUCCCACACUCAGUUUUAUGACAAGUUUAACAUCCGCCAUAACAUUGCUAAACUUCUAGAAUACCUUUGGCAAGUCCCUGUUCAACAAAAUGCUUGGAAACAGAUUGCGAAAGAAGAGGAAAAGGGUAGCUUGAAGCUGAAAUGGCUAACACAACUGAAUGGGAACAAAAAUCAGCACAAGAGAACUAGACUUUACCACUCUCAAGAAAAUUACACUCUGAUGAAAGAUCCUGUCAUUUUACCAUCUUCAAGAAUCAUAGUAGACAGACCCGUGAUUCAGAGGCAUCUUCUCAGUGACCCUAGUUGGCUAUUUCUGUGGCGUCAUCUCCCGAAGGCGGCGGCGACGGCGAUGAAGCUAGCAGAGGUCGGCGAUGCAGGUGGGUGUCGUUCGCAAAGAGAAAGGGCGGUGUUGGAGACCCCGAACAAAACAUCGACUCUUUGAAGGAACGGUGGAAGGAGAUGGGGUUGAGGGGAUGUAGAAGAAAAAAGAAGCGAUGGGAAGCUCUAGAUUGGUGGGAAGUGGGGAUCAUCAUGGAUCGGUCGAUGUUAAUUUGUUAUUGGUUUAGAGUAACGACGGAUAUUAAUCCCAAAAAUAUCGAUAGAUUAUGAGAAAAAAAGGACCAAUAGAGAGUUAAAAUUAGCUCUAAAACAAUAAAAAUUCUUUUAAAUACCUGAAUAUAAUUUGUAUGCCUUAUCAAUGUCGCUGAAGAAUUAUUAUAAAAUUUUCUGAACGGUAAUGAUCUCUGUUUGUUAUAUCUUAUAAUCUAUAUUUCGGUUUAAACACUAUUAUAAAGAAGGUUUAAAUUACCUAUUUUAUUUUUGUAAUCGUUAUUUUAUAUUGUUAGUUUUUAUUGUAUUAGCUUAAUCUUUUGUAAGAC
Molecule: messenger RNA, 2368 nt
Organism: Lactuca saligna
Lineage: Eukaryota; Viridiplantae; Streptophyta; Magnoliopsida; Asterales; Asteraceae
Source: the annotation of a GenBank genome assembly